AUGAAAUCACAAAAACAAUUUCAUGAUUGGAUUAUUAAAGAACCACUUGGUAGUGGAACAUAUGGGAAUGUAUUUCGUUGUUUGAAUAUAAAAACAAAUAAGAGUGCUGCAAUAAAAAUCAUUAAUGAAGAAAGUAUUGCAUUAAAUGAAACUACUAUUAUUAAAAAUCUACAAGGAAAUGAAGGUAUUAUUCGAUUUUUUGAAUGUGGAUAUGAAUUAUAUGGAUAUUGUUUAGUAUUUGAAUUACACAUAAUAAAUCUUAAUCAACUUCGAUUAAAUCAACCAACAUCAAGAUUCUCUUCACAAACAUCUUUUAGAUUAUUAUUUAAAAUGAUAAAAAUUGUUGAAUAUAUUCAUUCAAAACAAAUAAUUCAUUGUGAUAUAAAACCUGAUAACUUUAUGAUAUCUCAAGAUGGAGAUAUUAUUUUGAUUGACUUUGGUUUAUCAGAACAUUAUCAAGACUUUUCUUAUCAUCAGAAAUUAGGAUUUAAAGGAAGUCUUCAAUUUGCAUCUCCCAAUCAACACUUAGGAAAGAAAUAUAUUCCAAUUGAUGAUAUUAUUCCUUUAUUUUAUAUUCUUUAUCAAAACAUCACAGGAAUGUUUAAUCAUUCUUUAAUUCCAUUAUCUCUUACAUCAUUAUUUGAAUCAUUUAUUUGUAAUUCAUCUUGA
Molecule: messenger RNA, 669 nt
Organism: Entamoeba dispar SAW760
Lineage: Eukaryota; Evosea; Mastigamoebida; Endamoebidae
Product: casein kinase I isoform alpha, putative
Exons: 2
Coding region: 1-669 (222 amino acids)
Biological process (GO): endocytosis; peptidyl-serine phosphorylation; signal transduction
Cellular component (GO): cytoplasm; nucleus
Molecular function (GO): protein serine/threonine kinase activity; ATP binding
Source: RefSeq, a predicted model, not a curated record